Molecule: messenger RNA, 1119 nt
Organism: Carica papaya (papaya)
Lineage: Eukaryota; Viridiplantae; Streptophyta; Magnoliopsida; Brassicales; Caricaceae
Product: Calcium-binding EF-hand family protein
Molecular function (GO): calcium ion binding
Source: RefSeq, a predicted model, not a curated record
UGCAAUGGCUUUCACUCCAUUUAAUCCCCCCAGCUUCCUCACUCCUUCCCAACAAUCUUCCUCCUCUGGUUUAAUCUCUUCCAUCUCUUUUCCCUUCUGCGUCUCUUCUAUCCUCUUCUCCAACCAUGAAGCUAGUCAAGAUGAACCCUAAAUAUCUAAAGUUCAGCCCCAAACGCCUCUUUCGGUCCAAGGACCGAUCCGAUGUUUCAAGAUCCGACCCGCCAUCGUUCGGCUCGUCUUCUUCCUCAGAUGCCUCAUCUUCCAUCCACAAACCCAGUUCUGGAAUCGGUGCUCCGGGUUCUGGGACGCCCACCAGUGUUUUGCCUGAAAUUUCGGGUGACUGGUCUGAUAUUUCACCCUAUAUUUGCUUCGAGCUUGCUCAAGCGUUUAAAAUGAUAGAUAAGGAUAAUGAUGGGAUGAUCUCGAGAGGUGAGCUGGAGGCGCUCCUGAGCCGGCUCGGAACCAAGCCGCCGAGCCGGGAGGAAGUCAGCUUGAUGCUUAGCGAGGUUGACGGGGAUGGCGAUGGCUCCAUAAGCAUAGACGCGCUGAUGAGCCUGGUAGCCGGCUCGACUAGCGAAUUUGCUUGCGACGCCGAGCUGCGUGACACUUUCGAUUACUUCGACACGGACCACGACGGCUUGAUCUCGGCUGAGGAACUCCUGAGGGUUUUCUCAGCCAUCGGCGACGACCGGUGCACGUUAGAAGAUUGCCGGCGCAUGAUAGCCGCUGUAGAUAAAAACGAUGACGGAUUUGUGUGUUUCGAGGACUUUUCACGUAUGAUGGAGCCGCAGAGAUGAUCAUGACAAUCAGAGAUGGUGACGGUGGUGAUGAUAAUCAUGUGAAGCGCUCUACAUGAUAAGAAAAUGGAAAUCGUUUGAUAUUUUUUUUUUCUUUUUUUUUUAAAAAAAAAACUAAUUUUCCAAUAAUUUGGGAUCUAGUUUGUUUCUUUGUUUGUUUGUUUUAUAUAUAUAUAUAUAUAUAUUUUGCUUUUAAAUUAGGAAACGGGGGAUUCUAAAAAGACGGGGUCAAAUCAAGUGGGAGGAUUAUUGAAUAUCAACGGUCAGGAUUUAUCCUUUACGAAGGAUAAAAUGGACUUUUCAUCUGCCGUAUAUAUAUAAA